Molecule: messenger RNA, 1183 nt
Organism: Xiphophorus hellerii (green swordtail)
Lineage: Eukaryota; Metazoa; Chordata; Actinopteri; Cyprinodontiformes; Poeciliidae
Gene: opn1sw2
Product: opsin 1 (cone pigments), short-wave-sensitive 2
Exons: 5
Coding region: 57-1112 (351 amino acids)
Biological process (GO): phototransduction; G protein-coupled receptor signaling pathway; visual perception
Cellular component (GO): membrane
Molecular function (GO): G protein-coupled receptor activity
Source: RefSeq, a predicted model, not a curated record
UGUGUUUAAAAUUUAAGUUCUUCAUCCCAAGUUUCACGGCUCAGAAAGGAAGCGAAAUGAGGUUCAACCGAGUUGUAGAGUUUCCAGAAGACUUCUGGAUCCCAAUCCCGUUGGACACAGACAACAUCUCAUCCCUCAGCCCUUUCUCGGUUCCUCAGGACCACUUGGGGAAUUCGGGAAUGUUCUACGCCAUGGCCGGAUUCACGUUCUUUCUUUUUGUCGUCGGCACUUCCAUCAACACCCUCACCAUCGCGUGCACCAUGCAGUACAAGAAGCUUCGCUCCCAUCUCAACUACAUCCUGGUGAACUUGGCCGUGGCAAACCUUCUUGUGUCUGUGGUCGGCUCCUUCACCGCCUGCUGCUCCUUCACAUUCAGAUAUUUCAUCUUUGGGCCGCUAGCGUGCAAGAUCGAAGGGUUUGUCGCAACGCUAGGGGGUAUGGUAAGCCUUUGGUCUUUGGCAGUGGUAGCUUUUGAAAGAUGGCUGGUCAUCUGCAAACCUCUUGGCAAUGUUGCUUUCAAGCCUGAACAUGCGAUGGCUUGCUGCGUGUUCACCUGGAUCUUCGCGUUGACAGCCUCAGUCCCGCCCUUGCUGGGAUGGAGCAGGUACAUCCCAGAAGGCCUCCAGUGCUCCUGCGGUCCAGACUGGUACACAACCAACAACAAAUACAACAACGAGUCCUAUGUCAUGUUCCUUUUCUGCUUCUGCUUUGCCGUUCCAUUCACCACCAUUAUUUUUUGUUAUUCUCAGCUACUCAUAACACUUAAAAUGGUAGCAAAGGCCCAAGCUGAGUCGGCCUCCACCCAGAAGGCUGAAAAGGAGGUGACCAGGAUGGUGGUCGUCAUGGUGCUGGGCUUUUUGGUAUGCUGGAUGCCCUACGCCUCCUUCGCUCUUUGGGUCGUCAACAACCGUGGGCAAACGUUCGACCUGAGAUUAGCAACCCUACCAUCCUGCCUGUCGAAGGCCUCCACCGUCUACAAUCCCGUCAUCUACGUAUUCCUAAAUAAGCAGUUUCGAACAUGCAUGUUAUCCAUGCUGGGGAUGGGGGAUGGAGAGGAGGAAGUCUCUACAACUCAGUCAGUGACUGAAGUCUCCAAAGUUGGCCCGGCUUAGUCUGACCGUAAUCCUCUGUUAAUUGUAAAUCGUAAAUGCUAUGUCCAAACAUUUCACAAUCCAACAACAGC